Messenger RNA from Colletotrichum spaethianum, 378 nucleotides. RefSeq lists its product as uncharacterized. Lineage: Eukaryota; Fungi; Ascomycota; Sordariomycetes; Glomerellales; Glomerellaceae. The record is from RefSeq and is a predicted model, not a curated record. The coding region runs from base 1 to 378 and encodes 125 amino acids. The transcript has 2 exons.
AUGCCCGCCCCGACGCAGAUGCCGCAGUACCUCUACAAGAUCGUCCCCGAGGCGCCGCCCGCGCCGCUGCCGGCCGAGUACCCCCUCUCGGACCUCGACCGGAACGACGGCUUCAUCCAUCUGAGCACCGCCGAGCAGGUCCUCGGAACGGCAGACCGCUUCUUCUCCGGCUCCGCGAACCUCUGGCUCCUCAAGCUCCCCUACGCCGCCCUGGAGGAGCAGAUCCGGUGGGACGAUCUCCCCUCGGGGGCGGGCUGCUUCCCGCACCUGUACGGGCGCAACUUUGGCGCCGCCGACGUCGAGGACGCCCGCGGCUUCGCCAGGGGCGAGGGCCAGGCCUGGAGCGAGGUCCUCAAGGGGGACGCGUGGCUCUCGUGA